Messenger RNA from Coniophora puteana RWD-64-598 SS2, 510 nucleotides. RefSeq lists its product as uncharacterized. The record is from RefSeq and is a predicted model, not a curated record. Gene Ontology annotation, molecular function: carbon-sulfur lyase activity. Lineage: Eukaryota; Fungi; Basidiomycota; Agaricomycetes; Boletales; Coniophoraceae. The transcript has 2 exons. The coding region runs from base 1 to 510 and encodes 169 amino acids.
AUGGCCACACAUACUCAAGGAGAGGAAAAGCGCAAAGUGCGCGGCUCGUGCCUCUGUAAAACCGUCCGCUACGAGCUGAACGCCGACGCCGACAUGGUCUGGUACAACAUCUGCCACUGCAUAGACUGCCGGAAAGCCUCAGGCUCCGCGUUCUCGCUCGACAUCUGCUUCAGCGAGACCCGAUCGGAAUACAAGAUCACCCAAGGCGAAGACGCACUCGGGUGCUGGAUAGAGCGCAACACGGUAUCCGGGAACCCAGUCUCGCGCUACUUCUGCACCAAGUGCGGGUCGCUGGUCAAACUAGGGAACCCGCUGAAGCCCGACAGGCACGACCAGAGCGGCGGCGGACACACGCCUGAAGAGCGCGAGCGCCUCGACCGCGUCUUCGUCGCGGCGGGGACGCUGGACGAUCCCGUGACGUGGGUGCCGAGCCAGGAGGUGUUCUGCAAGGACCGGCUACCGUGGCUGCAGGAGUCGGGGCUUGAUGUUCCGCAGUUGCAUAUGGAGUGA